GUGAUCUGUAUCAUGGUAAUUAUGCGAGGGUGGGCAUUGAACUACUCGCACCUGUCGAGUUUUCUCUUUGUCGGCCUACUAGGCUUCUAGAUAACUUUGUGAUUCCCGUGAAGACCUGUGGUAUAAUGCGAUGCUUCAGCCAAGUGGAGAACAAUGUUCAUGUACUUCAAAAACCCGGAGAGGUUCCUUGACCUUCACCUAACAACCGGCUUGACAGAUUGGGACAUCAAUGAGGAAAUCAAUCUGACCACCACCACAGAUCAGUUUCAUCAAGAUGGCCAACGCAAUGAAUACCUGAUGCAAUGGCAUUACGCAAGGAUGUCACGAAGACCGUCAUCAGUUGAACUUGCAAACAAAUAUCCAAAGAAAUCAAAUGAAAACGACAUUGAGCCAAAUCUAUGGCUUAUUGUCAACCCCAACUUGGUAUGCCCUGUGCAUCCGAGCAAAGUGGCCCCAAAGAAGACCAGUGUGGGGGAGAUCAGUACUACUACAGAUCAUCCAUUCACCAACAAUCAUCAGCUUCCCUAUGAGCCCCUGACGCCGGUCUCUCCAGAGCCCCAUGAUGAGACUCAGCGUGGCUCUGUUUUCUCCAGUAAACACAUGGUAUCUGAUGACGAGUCCUCAGCAGAGGUGGAAAUCUGUCGGAGGGUGAAGGUGACGCGGAAGGCGCAGGUGCUGAAGGAGAGCGAGAGAGGAGGAGGAGGGGGAGGAGGAAGAAGAAGAAGAGGAGGAGGAGGAGGAGAAGGAGGAGGAAGGGGUCACUGGCCCUGCAGGCAGACCAGGGGCCGAGGUCGGGGCAGGGCACGACGCACUCUCCGCGACAGCGAGGCCUUCCUCUCCAGAGCCUGGGCCUGGCCCCGGCCCCCCAUCAACUACUGCCUACUCAUAGCCAUGGCCCUCGGCAGAAGCCACUGUGGCAGCCUGAACGUUCAGCAGAUCUACAGUUUCACCAGGGAGCACUUCCCGUUCUUCCAGACGGCCCCUGACGGCUGGAAGAACACCAUCCGCCACAACCUGUGCUUCAGCACCAGCUUCAGGAAGACUCCACAGCAGGUGUCCACCGCCGGCGGCGAGCGCAAGUCCUGCCUGUGGCACCUGACGCCCGCCGGGCGCUCCCGGCACCGCUACGAGAUCCAGAUGAUGUCCCCGGAUGCCAUGGAGGAGCUCACUAGGAGCAUGAGGCACCCAGAUAUGGUUGACCAGCUGCUGGACCUCUGAGUCACAUCCUGGCCUGUCUUGGCUGUUGGCAUACCUUGGCCAAUUUCCUCUUUUCAGGAAGAAUUAAGCUCAGGAACAAAACACUUGAACUUUGCCUCUGCACUAUUCUGUUUGGUUUUCUCCAUUUUGGAAUUUGGCUGUUUCUUUGUUUUCUAAAAAAAAAAGACGUUUUCUUUUAUCUAAAAGUGUUUUCUUUUAUGUUGCAUGUUUAUUUUAAAUGUAUAAUGACACAAGUAUAUUGUAUAUAUUUACGUUUGUAGAGAAUAUUGUUGAUUUAAGUUUGAAAUUCCUGCAUGGAAACUGAGACAGAAUUUCACAUGUGUGAGACAGAGGUUGAUGAGGCAAUCUCAAUGGCAACUAAAUAAAUUCUCUGUCUGUGCUUAAAAACUUAAA
Messenger RNA from Engraulis encrasicolus (European anchovy), 1611 nucleotides. It is a transcript of the gene foxr1, whose product is annotated as forkhead box R1. Bases 154 to 1218 code for a protein of 354 amino acids. Gene Ontology annotation, cellular component: nucleus. Gene Ontology annotation, molecular function: sequence-specific double-stranded DNA binding; DNA-binding transcription factor activity. The record is from RefSeq and is a predicted model, not a curated record. The transcript is spliced from 6 exons. Lineage: Eukaryota; Metazoa; Chordata; Actinopteri; Clupeiformes; Engraulidae. Gene Ontology annotation, biological process: regulation of DNA-templated transcription.